AUGGCAGAUGCCUCGCGUGGCAUCCGCAAGCCACGAAAGUCCCGUGGCAGGGGACUGCGUGCCACUACCGGAUGCCUAGUUUGCAAGCGGCGCCAUGUCAAAUGCGACGAGGUUCGCCCUCAAUGCGGGCCUUGCGCCAAGGGCCAACGUCCAUGUAUUUAUGGCGGUAGCGAUGAUGUAUCACAACAGAUUGAUGCUUCUUCUUCCGAUGGAACGAUACAUCGCGUAACCUCGCCGCAGUCGCAAAUCCAUGAGCCCCUGCGAGUUCUGGUGGACGCAUGCCAUCAAGAACAAAACGUCCAACAUCCCACAGAUGCCUCCCGUGGGAAAUCGUCUACGACGUCCCCGGGCCUGAGCUCCGCUAAGGCUGUUUCUCGGCAUGGCCAAGGGGUGUCUCCACUGUCCCCUCCAGAAUAUGCACCGUCACCCGGUACAGAGUCAUCGUCCGCGUCCACCAGGUUGGCACCAUUGAGCUGGUUCGAACUACUUGCCAAUGAUGCCGCCAACGCGGAUAGAGAUUUUCUAUUGUCUCCGCCACAGCGAAUCCCUCCAUCCGUGGCAGUGGAAUCCCCGGUCGCUCUACCGCAAAGCCCGGUUUUGCAGCCUCAUAACCAACGCGAACGGGAAAGCUUCCAAGCGGCUUCUUUCCGGCGAGAUCCUGAGAUUGAUGAGAGGCUAGUCGCGGUGCCAGUCGAGGAUGGGCCGGCAGCAUUGCCGGACGAAUAUUCCUCCUGGAGUACUGCGACCCCCAUUGAACUGUCGGACCAGGGUCAUUUCAUGUUCAACCAUUUUGUGCGGACACAAGGCGCGUGGAUAGAUUUCUUUGACCCGACACUGCAACUUUCUACUACACUACCGCAUCUGGCUCUGAGGAAUAUCGGUUUAAUGAAGGCACUUUUAGCCCUCUCAGCACGACAUCUCUCGCUGUGGAGCGAGACCAACCAGUAUCAACACAACGGCACAGCUACCGAAAAAGCCAACCCUUUCGACAUUGCAGAUUCCGAGAAGGAGGUCGCUUCCACCGUCAAUCGCAAUGUUGCUGUCCAGUAUUACUACGAAACGCUGCAAUAUUUGAACAAGGCGAUGCACUAUCCCUCUUACACUCGCAGUGCCGAGUUGCUUUGCACGGCCCUUCUCAUUAGCACGUAUGAAAUGGUUGACGGCUCCAACUAUGAUUGGGAACGACAUCUCAAAGGGGUUUUCUGGAUCCAGCGGUUCCAAAAUAACAACGGUGAAUCUGGAGGUGUCCGACAAGGAGUUUGGUGGGCGUGGCUUCGACAAGAUGUCUGGGUAGCCAUGCGAGAGCGUCGCCGGGUUUUCUCAUUCUUUCAGCCUCGAAAGCAGUAUUCCAUGCUAGACGCCGCUGAGUUCACCUGUCGUGCGUACUAUCUACUAUCACAAUGCGUGAACUACGCCUCUCGGGAAGAAUCCGAGACCACCGACAUACAGCAACGCCUGGAGCGAGGGAAUGAAUUGCUAUUUAUGCUGCAAGAGUGGAAGGAUCACCUACCGCGGGAAUUCAGACCACUUCCACAGAAACAGACUGCUGAGGUUUUCCCACCAAUCUGGAUUCACCCUUCUCCAUACGCGGCGGCUGUACAGCUGCACAGUUUAGCCCGCAUCUUGGUGGUGUUGCAUCGUCCUUCAAUCGGCGGCCUCCAGGAUUACCGCGCCGCGCAAAGACUGCUUGCAGCGUCCGUCCAUGCCGUCUGCGGAAUAGCGCGCAUGGUUAAAGAAAACGAUAUCCCUGCUAGUCUCGUGUCGCUCAAUUGUCUAUUUGGAGCUGGGAUGAGUGUUCACGCUCCCCAUGAACGGACGGCGUUGUUGGAUCUCAUCGAAAUCUUCCAGCGCCGGGUUCGUUGGCCCGCCGAUUCACUGAGAAAGGAGCUUGAAUCUGAAUAUCAAAAAGAUGAGCUCUCUGCUUUCGCUGGUUGAGGACCUGUCGAAUGUGACAAAAAUGACUUCGAGCCCUCUUCCGAAUCAGCGGGAUGACAGUCCCGUACGGCAUGAAUGGUCGUAAGAUCUUGUCUGGGGAGAGAGCCAAUCCUUGCCAGAUUCAAACAAUCACGUAAACAGCGAUGGUCCUCUUCAUUUGCACCAUCACACUAGAUGCAGUGAUGCUACGCUGUCGGCGACCCUCUGUUCCUCCUGGAAGAUUCCUUGCAUCCCCAAUUGUGUGGUCUCCGCUUAUGCAGACGCAGGCAGCGCCUGGGUGGGUUAUUGCAUCCUUUCGAGGGUGACUAGUUCGUGCAGGUGACCUGGAACAAAACAUGGCCAAUCUUGAUCCAGUUGACACACGUCGGUUCCAAGAAGCCGAAGGCUUGGUAUAUAGGAAUGC
Molecule: messenger RNA, 2338 nt
Organism: Aspergillus glaucus CBS 516.65
Lineage: Eukaryota; Fungi; Ascomycota; Eurotiomycetes; Eurotiales; Aspergillaceae
Product: Zn(II)2Cys6 transcription factor
Exons: 4
Coding region: 1-1935 (644 amino acids)
Biological process (GO): positive regulation of transcription by RNA polymerase II
Cellular component (GO): nucleus
Molecular function (GO): DNA-binding transcription factor activity, RNA polymerase II-specific; transcription cis-regulatory region binding; zinc ion binding
Source: RefSeq, a predicted model, not a curated record